Messenger RNA from Rotaria sordida, 1560 nucleotides. The record is from the annotation of a GenBank genome assembly. Lineage: Eukaryota; Metazoa; Rotifera; Eurotatoria; Philodinida; Philodinidae.
AUGCAAUGGUUUAAUGAAAAUGAUGAUAUAUCUAUGGAAUAUCUUCAUAAUGCACUUGAAAAAGAUCAACAAACAGGAUUUCAACAAAUAUCUGAACAUUGUUUAUUUUCUUCAUCAGUUAUUGAUGUAUUUACACAAUUAAAUCAAUGUCGUGAUAUAAUAAAAACUCUUGAUCUUCAUGAUCCAAUUGUUAUAGAAAAAUAUAUGAAACGUUUUUCUGUAACUAUAUUACAAGUUUUACUUGAUUAUGCAAAUGCAAUACGUCGAACCUUUGAACAUGCUGAUGGACAAGAUAGAAUAUGUUCAAUAUUAAUGAAUAAUAUUCAACAAUUGAUAUUAAAUUUAGUACAAUUAUAUGAAUCAAUGGGUGGUGCACAAUUAGAGGAUGAAACUAAAACAAUGCUUAAUGAUUUACAAAAACAAUUAAGUGAUGUUCUUGAUGAAUUAAGUGCAACUUUUGUUAAAAGUAUUGAACCAACAAUAAGACAAUAUAUUGAAGAAGUUUAUAAACAAUUACAACAAAUUAAUGGAGGAAAUACUAGUGAACAACAAAAAGGAGCUCAACCUAUGCUUAUUACAAAACCAUUAUUAGAUUAUCUUGAUCAAAAGUAUUUACAGCGAAGUUACAUUGAAUCUAUUCUCUUUAACAGUUCAUAUAAACUUCUAGAAAACAAAAGGAUUUGUCUAAUAUGUAAUCAUUUAUAAUUCGAAUAUAGAAACCAAUACACAAUAGAUCGGAGAUUGACAAAUCUGUUUAAUAACAUACGAGACUUCGUAAAGGUAUCAAUAACAAAGUAUAGAUUUAAGAAAAACAGAAAUUUUCAUUAACUAUAAUAAUAUAGCAAACAAUAUAGAAUAAAGAUAUUUUUCGACCUCAUGUUUGUCGAAUGGAUGGCGCAUAAAGAACAGAUGAAAAUGUCUUUCUGUUUUCAGGGCAUUUCAUAAGAUAUUAAAGACUCCAUUUAAGGCUCAUUCGAUAGAAAAUUUUCUCCUCUAGGCUUCAAAGGUCUUCUGAAUGCCAUCAAUGUUGUUAUUCAGGUGGAAACAGAUUAGAGGUGAAACCUGCGGAGGAUUUUUGUUUUGAAUGUCCUUCAAGACUCAUCGUUUUUACAGUCAGUAGAAUUUUAUGUUAAAUAAAACCGAGUAGCGAUAAUCUUUAGAUUUUCUGAAAUCAAGAAUAAACAGAGGACUUAUACAUUAUUUUGUAAUUCUUUCAAAUGUUUGUUUUUAUAAAAUUGUGAAAUGUCGUGAGAUGCAAAAUUUCAUGGUGCAUCUUGUAGCAUAUUUCAAAUAUUUGUAGAAUUGUUAUUUAAAAAUAUUUUUCGAUAAAGUAAUUAUCAAUCUUUUCGUUCAUAAGAAAAACUUGUUUGAGAAACAAGAUUGAUAAUUCUCUAUUGAAUGAGUCUGAAAUAGAGUCUUUAAUACCAUCAAAAAUAGGAAUAUAUUAUGAAAGAGUUUGUAAAGAUAUUCUUUUUUGUUUAAUCAAAAAUCAUAGAUGAAAUAAUUCUUUUUGUUUUCAAUCAAAUUGAAAAAAUAUCAUUGAUUUAUAUUUAUUUAAUU